Messenger RNA from Oncorhynchus kisutch (coho salmon), 2800 nucleotides. Its product is annotated as protein tyrosine phosphatase type IVA 3. Gene Ontology annotation, biological process: protein dephosphorylation. NCBI's taxonomy places the organism in Eukaryota, Metazoa, Chordata, Actinopteri, Salmoniformes, Salmonidae. The transcript is spliced from 6 exons. The coding region runs from base 720 to 1241 and encodes 173 amino acids. The record is from RefSeq and is a predicted model, not a curated record.
CAGCGUGCGCUUGUUCUUCGAGGGUUAUGUAGGGUUUAUUAUCGACCCUGUACACACUGAAAGCUGUUUGGUCUGUCUGUGUCCUAUCCAUUAUUCGAGGAGCAGUUGGAAGAUUUUGUGGAUGUGGACCAGAGCCAAAUUGUUCUAAAUAUAUGGCUAUGAUGUGGACUAGUAUUAUGUUUUGUUCACACCGGGAGUUUUAACUCGCCGGAGUGAACAAAGUUUUACAUCCUUGGCGCUGUGCUUUUGAUGGCGUUCUUGCAGAAGACUGGAGACUACUGCCACGCGCAACAUCCCAGAGCAUAGACUGAUCCAGGGGAAGAUGCCCACUGCUUUGCCUUCUCAGCCUACUACCCUGCACUGAAGGGCUCCCUGCCUCCCAGGACUCUCCACCCCCUUAGAUCUCUCACCGUAAGACCCUCUCUCAGGAACUCUAAUGGGGUGAUUGGACUAACUAUUCCACUACUCUUCAGUGAAAGCCCCAAGCCCAUGGCUACGCUCUUCCUCAUCUAAACCAACCACAGUGACCCCAGAGGAUCGACCAACCCGAGGGCGGAUCUUUUCAAAGGAGGGAAAGGACUGAGAAGAGGAUUGAAGAGGAGUUUUCGGAGGAGUUCAGCCCACCAGUUACCGUGGCGUCCGUGGUCCACCAGUUUGUGUCCCCUGUGCGUCCCUGUCCGUGUUGCAUUCGCACCCCCAGCUGGGUAACGGUUGUCAACAUGGCCCGUAUGAACCGUCCGGCGCCUGCCGAGGUGUGCUACAAGAACAUGCGGCUACUCAUCACGCACAACCCCACCAACUCCACCCUGAACAGCUUCAUCGAGGACCUUAAGAAGUACGGAGCCACGACGGUGGUGAGAGUGUGUGAGGUCACCUAUGACAAGGCUCCGCUGGAGAAGGACGGUAUCACCGUGGUGGACUGGCAGUUUGACGACGGCGCGCCCCCUCCCUCUAAGGUGGUGGAGGACUGGCUGAGUCUGCUAAGGUCCCGUUUCCUAGAUGAUCCAGGCUGCUGCGUAGCUGUGCACUGUGUGGCUGGACUGGGCAGAGCCCCGGUGCUGGUGGCGUUGGCACUGAUCGAGAGUGGUAUGAAAUAUGAGGACGCCAUCCAGUUUAUCAGACAGAAGCGCCGAGGGGCGAUCAACAGCAAGCAGCUGACCUACCUGGAGAAGUACCGACCCAAACAGAGACUGCGCUACAAAGACCCACACAUCUUCAAGAACAAGUGCUGCAUCAUGUGACCCCCCCCCCCCCCCCCCCCCCCCCCCCCCCGUUCAGCCAAUCAUCUGCCUGCCACCGACUGAUCUGACCCGAAUGGAUACCGACGACGACGGACGAGUCCACAGCCAAUGCACUUUGUGACUGAACUUUUGAGAACUAUUGGAUUUAUAAAUCAUGAACUGAGCUGAGCAGCUCCACCAAAGGAAAGGUGUGAUGUCUCUCUGGUGCCUAAUGACAGCGCUUACUGAGGGGAUCGAUGGAUCCAGCCAAGACCUCCUUGCAUCUGACUUUUUAUCCAAGAGCCAGGCGAAGGUAGCUUGGAAUGGAUGGUGGCAAUAGGACGUUGACUCUCGCCACAUUGAACUCCAUCAUAACCAUUGGGUGGUGCCUCGCCGCAAAUGACUUGACUUGGUAAUUGUACCUCCAACACCCCUUGCUACCAAACGGUGGUAGCGCCUCAAAUCAUGGUCUGAAAGACAGCCAGCUUUAGCUGUAUGAAUAUAAAACCAAUGUGAAUCAUGGGAAUUAUUAUGUUUUUUGUGCCUGGUUGCCCUUUUUUGCCCUGCCCAGAGUAGGUUUUGGGCUGUUCUGUUCACUCCUUGUUCCAAUGACCUGAUGAUUACUGUAAUAUAUUUUUGUCAUGACCCUUUCUAGCUUGAAUAUUCAGUGGGCUUGCAGAUGAGAACAGAGGGGUUUGGGAUGGUUAUAGGGUGGGGUGCACUUGGAUGAUGACCAACAGGUUUAUUUGUACUGUACCUCAAUUUUUGUAACUGAUGUUAGGCUAGGUAGGACGGUUAUUCACUUACACUGGCUCACGGGUGUAUGGGAGGAAGCAGAGUUAAAUUUCCCCUAGACUCUGAUCUUGGGUCAGUUUUGCAGUUUCCCCACUAAUGUUAAGGUUAGGAUUUGGGGAGGGGAAGCUGAUCCUAGAUCUGUACCUAAGGGACAAAAAGCUACAAAGUGCUCUACGGUCAUAUCCUGUACUGAAUACGUGUCCCUCUCUCUCUCUACCAUACUCUUUGUUACACGGCAGCUGUACAUUGAGUCUACUCGCAGGGAGUUAAAUGCUGUUGCUGAAUUCAAGGGUCAUGUCGAAACACUUUGGUUUACCCCACCCCACCCCCAUUGGCAUAGUUGGUUAGGCCAACCAGAAUGAAUGCACGUUCUGCGUUUGUUAUCUAGCCCAGUUUCUCUAUCAGGUCAACUCUUGUACAGGUGUAGUCAGUUUACACCUCACCAGACACAGCCUUGUCUCUGUUUGCCGCAUUGAAGUCUGCCUUUUGAAGAAACCACCUUCAGCUAUAUAGAAAUAAAGUGUUUGUCAUGGAACUGCUCGUUCCUGGUGCGAUGAGCUGAGUGGGAGUAGUGUGAGACAUUGGAUUAUGUAAGAGGAGCGUGAAAAUAUGACACAGCAGUAGCAGUCAUCCACUUUGUUUUGAUUGACUCACUACUUUAAUUACUCCCCACGAAAUGCUUCCACCUGCUGGAGGUAAUGAGUAGCUACAGGGUGUGGAUUUAACUUCGAUCCAAAAUAUGGUAUAAUUAGCUGUAUUAAUAAUAAACCAUUUUGUUAUCAGAG